GCAUGAACGGAUGCACUAUAUGGCGUGUAGCGGACGGGCCAUCUGUUUUCCGAAACUUUUGUGGGCGUUGUCUGUCCAGAACAAACACGGCGAAUGUUCCGCAGUGCCAGUGAGCCGCAUAUUUACGGAGGCGCCUGGAAUCGACGGUGGUGUACGAUCAACGACGGCCGCGAAGGCGAGCUGAGCUGGACGACUGCCGAAAACGACAGUAGCUACUGUCGUCGCAAUCUCGAGAAACUGUUCGGUCAGUGCGGUGACGGACUCGGUUGACGGCGUAUCCGCGAGCUCCAGCGGGAGUAGCUGAAGCAGAAGAACGGAAAAGCUCCGCACUGCCGCGCUCCCUUCGCAUCCGCGGCCGCCAGCGAGGAGGGAGUCUCCUCCCGAAGCGCUUUCCUUCGCCCUCCUCCUGAGGCGUAUAAAAGGCGACCGAGCGCCCUUUGAACACCGAUAAGACCGGUUUGAGGACGCGGGCCACUUCGCGAGACACACUCGGAGCGUUUGCGGUUCGCGCUAGACGCUUCCUUCCGCCGUUGUGCGCCCGAUCGGUUGCAACGCGUGUUUCUUUCUGCUGCUGGCCCGCGUGUGCCGGUCCCGAAGUUUCGUCGUCUCGCAACAAACGGCGAUGGCAUUCCGCGCCUCGGUCGGCCGCUCACCGUCGUUGUGGUGCCUGGUGUUGGUGGUCACGAUUUUACCCUGCCUCGGACUACACAACGGUGUCGCCCGUUAUCGGCACUUCGAUGACUACCUGCGGAAUAUGGACUCUGAGGAGCGGGCCAUAAUCACCGACGAAUCAAGUCCAGACGGCGCUGGCAGCGACAGCGAUGCAGAGCGCAGCAUCACGACAACGCCGCCCACAACCCCGAGCUGGGAGAACCAGCGGGACAUCACGUGCUGCAUGCUGGGCCAGAUAGCCGGCGACAAGGGCUACCACUGCUUCGCCAAGUUCUACGCGGCGCGCCUCCGGAUGCGGAACAGGAACCGGGCUCACAACCGGAAGAUGGGCUUCUACGGCCGAAACCGGAUACCGGACUACGGUCACCGGCUUAUGCGGACCUUCGAGCAGUGCGUAGUGGGCGACCAUGGUACCAUCUUCCACAAGUGCUGCCACAUGGUGGCGCUCGAACGCCGAGACCGGGUUCGCUACGACACGUCUGCGUCGUCUGCUGGAAGAAGCCACUCCACAGCGUCUGCUGCCGAGCCGGAGUCGUCUGCGAGCCAGCAGGGAGAGUCGUCUGCUUCGCAACACGAACGGGAGAUGAACCGUUAUCACCACCCCCACCACCGCCAGCACAGAACGCAAGAAGAAACCGGCGGCGAAUCUGUGGAAGUGACCACGACGACCACGGAAAGUCCCCGUCACCAGAGAGGCCACCACCAUCGUAACAGUGAUGACGACGCCAGCACAGACGCGGGGAACAGCAGACGGUAGAAAACGAACAAGCAGCACGGUCCAGACGACUUGUUGGCAUACUGGGCAGGGACAUUGCGCGUUUCCCGAGAGUUGUCGAAAUCGAGUCGUUUCUUGUAGCGGUUGCCGGGGGGAAUUAGUUUCUCUCUCCAUAGAGUGUUGUUCAGAGAGAGAUAUCUGCAUUCGAGCCAAACCAAGAUACUUAACGAAAGCAGAUGACGUAAUCGGUGUAAGUGCUCGCGAUAUGGGUUUCGUUUGCAUAAAAUGGGUGGGAGUGCGUGCGCCAAAACGUACAGAGCGGUGCUCAGAGCACUGAGAGGUAUGACAUGGACAACGAAGGACACAUAAUAUUUGUGCACAAUAUUCCAGACCUUGCAAGUGGUACAAAGCCUUAAUACUCUAUGCAUUGUAAAGACUUACUUCACGAGCCAAGAUUGGCACAAUGCAGCACGAAUUAUGCCAGUGUCGUUGUUCGCUGUAGGGAUUACAAACUUCGCUGUUCAUUUCUGUUACCUGCAUCAGGCGGACUAAAGAUGUCAGUGACCUUUCCCUGAGAGCAGCGACGGAAGGGGUGCCAGAACUGCAUUCCGUGUGCACUAAUAUGGAACCCAUUAACUUCGUCACGUGUCAUCUGCCAUAACCUUGCCUAACCCGUAUCCCUGCGAAGAAAGGCCGUCACCAAAUAUGCAAACCUCUUUUCUGAUGCACAAAUUUUUCGUUUCGUUAGCACCAGCCGCGGAGCUAUCUCAAAGGGGCCAAAGUAUUUGAGAAGAAAGCUGAGGGAAUGUAAAAACGAAAAGAAAAAAGCUUUCGGUUUGCCAAACAUGAGAUUUGCGUUAGGUUCCUGUUACAAGUGCGUGUGUGAGCGAACAACUUGGACAAAACGUACAGAAACAUGCCUAAGGCAAUAUUUUGAUCGCAAUACUCUGGUAAUUGCACUUUUUUUUUCCGUGCCUUUUCUUUCUUUAAUGGAGGAGAGGUGCGCUUGGACUCGGUCCAUGCACAGCGUGCGAUCUUGCAGGCUCAAAGUGGGUCACAUUUUCUCGAUCCAGUUUGCAAACUCUGCUAUUUUCUUUUUUCUGUGCAAAGUGUAGUGAUGCCAGUGGACAAAACCACGGUGAUGACAGUACCACUAAUGAUUCCACUCAAACCUUCCUUAUUCACGCGCGAGGGUGCGCUAGUUCAUUGUAGGUAAACUUGCCGGGCAAAUGUGACAGUUUCUCUUAGACGAGCUCUGGAAACUUUUCGUGUGCUGUAGAUAGGCUGUGCAUAAUUGUUUCCGUUAACAAGUACUCGUUAGUUUUGCGGGUAGUUUUGUCAUGUUAAGAGAGAAAGCGAAUUUUCUGGUUUACGCUGCUCCAGCUCAUGCCGUGUCGUGAAAUCUCGAACGGACCAUAACUUGCUUCGCUUGCGAACGAUCGUGUUUGCAAACGCUGCAGCACCACGAGCGUACAUGUGGUGUUGUUUCUGAAAUAUCAGUACUUUAGGGUUCAUCAUCUGCCGUUCAUUUUUAUUCACAAUCGUCGAGAGACAAAAGAAAAGCAUAUAUAGAGAUUUUCUUGUCCUUUUUUUCGCAUAUUUGUUGUUGUUUUUUAUCUUCAGUUUCACCAAAUAAGGCAUGGACUUAAAGGUUUCACAAGUGUUCAUUUCGUAUGUCUGACGUCAUCCGAACGUACGCCAUUUAAACUCUACGACAUUCGGUUUCUUUCUUUUUUUUUUCUUAUCGUUUUAACUUCCUUUUGAACGUCAUUUCUGCGUGUCCAUUCGCCCGUAUUGGUGCGCCCAUUUUAUUUGUAGAAUGCGUAUUAUUUAAACAUUUUCGUGUGUGCGAGCUUUAUGGUGCUGCUUUGCGAGGUACAGUGUUAUCUAAUGUUAAAGGGAACACCUAAUUAGUGUGCAGAGCAACAUAAUUAGAACGUAUCAUUGACCCCAUAAGGGAAAAAAUAAGUGCUUGAUGCGACGCGUUAGGUAGACCUAUGUUGGUCAAGAAUUGUUGCCUGUGCCUUCUUGUGAAGCCUGUAAUUAGUCCCAAAAUAUUAAUUUGGCGUUCCCUUUACCACUGGGUCAUACUCUACAUCCACGUAUUCCUCUUGUUUCUGUGCUUUUGAUAUCCUUAGGAUGCAGUAGUUUUGGUGAGUUGGCAUUUUUUGUGACGGUGGAAUACUUCUCUAAGAACCUGCUCAGCGAGCAAGCGCGAAACACUCAGUUUGAAUGUAGGCACUAAGAAACUGUCUUUUGUGCUUUUACUGCCACAUGUGAUUGCGCCAAUGGGUUGAGCACACUUUUCAGGAGCUGUACCUGCGACAACUACUCCAAGUCAAAAAAAAAAAAAAGCACUCGACUCGGCAAUGUUUCUUUUUAGAUUAUCGGUUUUUCAUGGUGAAGUCAUUACUGGAUAACACGCUUUGACAAAAACACGCAUGCAAAUGCAUAGUACAACAUUAUUUUCGCACAAAUGUUUAUCCCAACGUGAUCGUAUACGGACGCCGUUUCGGUGGUACAGAAAUGCCAGGUGCUAUGGCAUUUGCUUCCUUAGAGAUUGUGAAAUCUACCGUUACUAAGUUUUUUUUAUUUUAUUUUUUUUACAGUAGGGAUGUUUUUGGGUAAUAGACUUGUGUUCCCACCGAAAUCAUUGUCUUUAUGUACCUGCAAAGUGACCACUUAAAAAAGAGUUUUUGCCUUGUUUGCUUUUUCGAUUAUUUCAAAUGGCGCAGAUGAAAAUGUUUGUUUUUUUCUUCGGACCUUACUACGACUUUUUUUUAAAGCAUUCGACGGCAGCCGCAUAGCGUAUUUUCCAUGUCAUAUCGUAUCAACCACCGACCCGCAUCCGUCACCAAACAAUGUCUCGCUACACAGCGUAUGCUCUGUUAAAACAACUUCGUGUUAUCUCUCAGAUAUUACAUGUGUAUCGCUCCAUAGAGUACUCGGUCAAGUGUAGCGAAUGCUAAGCCCGUGUUAUCUCUUGAACAAUGCAUGUGUAUGGCUGUAUAGGACACUCGGUUAGAAAUAAUGAAUGCUAAGCCUUAGUCUGCAAAUACUCGAGCCUGUUUCCAUGUCUCCAGCUGUUUACUCCGACUAAGUUUUCUUUUCCUUACCUUCUUUCUUUUUUUCUUUAAUUAAGUGAGGAAAGUGCGUGCGAUAUGACGUGUAAUAUGUAUUACGCGGUCUUCUUUACCGCCUUGAUGGGGACGCUAAAAGGGAAUAUUAAAUUAGUGUGCGUUAAUAACUUAAUGCAACAAAAAGGUAAAUCUUACUUUUACAGGUUGUUUGGCGAGUCUGAAAACAUGCCGAAACGAAAUACAGCAGUCGUGCCGCCUUGAAGUAUAAUGACGCCAUUGAUUUGGACUGCUUCUGUUCGGGCAUGGUCAAUUUUUUUGUUACCGGUAAAGCUGGGCUGUAACUUAUAGUCAAAUAACUUCAGAAGCUUAGAGCACGUUUACAGCGCCACAACGGCGUAAAUGCGAAAAUAAAAUUGAAAUGCGUGAGGUCACACUGACGUAACUGCACUAGGGUAUCGGUGCCAAAUUUAAGAAAAAAAAAGGUGCUGCCUUUAAUUUUUUUUUCUUUAGUAAUAACCCUUAUGCAAUGAAAUCAACGAAAAUGGAGUUUUAGAACACCUUAUUUAAUGAGUGAAAACUCGUUUAGUGUUUCUCCGCACUGUCCCUCUCGGCGGAGCGCACAACUGCGUCGAUGCAUUCAUCUAGUCCUCGAGUUACGGAAGCGGCGAAUCACAAAUUACCAGCUCGCUCCGGUAUGCGUGCAGAUGCGAAAGGGGGCCGUGUUAACGGCGGGGGAAAAUCGGUGAGCUACACGUGUAGCGAACCUAACGACCGGUGGGGGAGGGGUCUCUUCUUCUCGACGUUGAAAUCGUUUUGGCUUUCGGAAGCAAUCCGCCGACGCGAACGCGUCCUGUGUCGUGCAUAGCUGUUCUCCCGUUUCCUCAAGCAGUUAAUACCUCGUGAGGAGAAGGGCGAGGCUCUGCCUUGCUCAGAUCGAGGCCCGACCUUCGGGAGGCCAUCCUGGAGUGGGCCGAGGGUAUGGAGGAAGCCCACUUCAAGUAGUUCCUGCCCCUCCACCAUCUAUCCCGUUGCCCCCUUCCCUUUAAUGAGAUAUAAAGUAAGUUUUUCAUUCAUUCUGCGAGUUAACAGGAAACCAGCAAACUGGCGCCUGCGCAAUGGACGAAUGAAUGAACGGGACGAGCGCUAUAGAAUUACAACUGACUUUAUUCUCGUAAAGUCUUCGACAGCAAAAAAAAAAAAAGAAAGAACGAAAAAGAGCGGCACAUUCGCAAAACCAUUCGCGAGAGAAUGAAGGAAGUAUCAAUGUGACGCGUUGUCGAGAUAACAACUCUCUUUUCUCCUUUUUUUUUUUUUUGGUUCAGAACAACGAUGGCGCGGUCACGCACCUUUCGUGGCACAAUUUCCGCACGCGGUACGCUCCGACAACCUCGCGUUCGGUCUGCGUUUUCCUUUCUUUCAUUUCAUUUUUUUUAUUCACGUAGUUUCGUCCACCUUGUUCCUUUUGUGUAAGUGCCCGUUAGAUAGUUUCCUGUUCGUUCGCAAGUAUGUACCCGCUCCCCCAGCAAGACUCAUUUGCUGGUAUAGCUGUGCGAAACAGACUAUCGUCGCUUCACUAUCACGGACGUGACCAAAGAAACAUUCACUUCGUUGCGCUUACCGGGCGCUACUGCUUCAAUAUAUUAGCGGCUGUUGGCGUCUUCAGUUCUUUUCUUUUUUUUUUCUUUUUAGGACACGCGGAGCCGUCUCUCGUUAAAAUUUAUUUAACACAUAUGUGUGGUGGCAGAUUGAGUAUCGGUAAUUUCAGCGCACCUGCAAAGUUUUCCUUUUAAACGACAGCUUUGGUCCUGGUGUUAGUUAUAAACGCGGCUCGCAGUCAGCUUCUCCGAGGAGCAAUUUGCGCAUGCUCCGAUCGUGAAUUGCAGUAGCUGGUAUUGCUUCGCUUUGCUGAUUAAGCGUCAUCGAACCUACUACUCGUAGCCAAACGACGAGAUCGGCGGAAAGGACCGAGUACCGCGAACAUAUAUUUCGGUAAUAGUCGUGAAUGGCACAACAUCACCUUGCAUCACGGACCCCCGUAAACCACAACGGUCCUCCUCGGCUGUACAGGCCUCCUCGUCAAAUCGGUGUAUCUGCAGAUGGUGCAGACGAAGCUGUUUCUAGCUUGGCCAUUCUAAACUGGUCCGCAUUGUACUCGCCGGUUGGCUUGGCUACGGUGCCUUCGAAACAUGCGCGUGACCUUUAAGCACGUGACGACAGCUUAAGGUUUCGUGUAAGGACUCGAGUAAUGUCUGUAUUCCGAGGCUUUGCUUACGCAAUUGCUGCUCUACAACCGCAUGCAUCGUAGUUUGUGUGCCUGUUUUGCAUAUAUAUUAUAUAUAAAUUUAUAUAUUACCUGUUGUGUGUUGUACUUCAAUGAGUGCGAAAUAGUAGUGUUUCUUUUCUUGUUUUUUCAUUGUGGCAAUAAAAGAAGUGCCAGCCAGAAUGGCUUUUGUCCGAAA
This is a messenger RNA of Dermacentor albipictus, 6926 nucleotides long. RefSeq lists its product as uncharacterized. Lineage: Eukaryota; Metazoa; Arthropoda; Arachnida; Ixodida; Ixodidae. The record is from RefSeq and is a predicted model, not a curated record.